AUGCCUCUCACAGUUGACCAAGUCGCACUCAGGCAUGCAGCCAGCGUGUACGCAGGGAAUGCAAUCUCGAUGUUUGAGGGUGGUAUCCAACUCUUUAUGUGUCUCUAUGGACUGGUAACCUACCUCGAAACGCCGAAAGAUCUGAAGAAGGGACGUGCUUCGUACAUAGUCAUGAGCUUUACGAUUUUGGCUCUAUCCCUCGUCCCGACUAUCCUGGGGCUUUAUAACCAAUUUCGAGGGCUUUAUUAUUCGAGUGGGGGCCUGUCGUAUAUUAGCGCUCAGGAGGGUAUACUAUCGGAGUGGCCGUACGUCACUGGAACUGCGUUCACGUAUGCGUAUGUUGUUUUGGGCGAUGGUCUAUUGCUGUAUCGAUGUUAUAUCAUCUGGCAGGACUUUUGGUGGGUGACGAUUGUACCGGGGAUGAUGUACCUCGCAUAUAUUGGGAUAGCAAUCUACUACACAACCACCAUCCCGACGCAACAGCUCUCAGUCGCAGCGGACGCGCGAAUCUACCUCACGAUCUCCCUCUUAACCGUCCUCCUCAACAUCAUCCUCACGUCGCUUCUCUCGAUCAGACUCCUGCGCGCGCAGAGAGACCUUUCGAAGGUUCUGCCGAACCGCGAUAUGAAGCUGUACACACGAGUGGUUGCGAUCCUUAUCGAGUCGGCGGUUCCGUUGACUGUGUUCAGCCUGGUCUCGGCUGUCCUCGAUGCGGUUAAUGUGCUGGGAACUGCGGCUCAGGCUGUAGAUUUGCUUGGUGCCUCUAUCGUGUUCAACUCGCUGUAUACGAGUUUCGCGGCGCUUUCACCGCAGAUGAUUAUUUUCUGGGUUACGACGGGUCGAUCUUGGACAGAGCGCGGAAAGAGUGUUGGGGUGUAUGGGGAGAAGUCGACGAGGUUGUCGCAGCCUAUUGCGUUUAGUUCUAGUCCGGUGAGGAGUGAAUCGCUUGUGGAGGAGGAGUGUUGA
This is a messenger RNA of Coprinopsis cinerea okayama7#130, 966 nucleotides long. RefSeq lists its product as hypothetical. NCBI's taxonomy places the organism in Eukaryota, Fungi, Basidiomycota, Agaricomycetes, Agaricales, Psathyrellaceae. The transcript is spliced from 5 exons. Bases 1 to 966 code for a protein of 321 amino acids. The record is from RefSeq and is a predicted model, not a curated record.